UAUGAUUGAGAAAUAAUGUCUGGUGAAGUCGUGCAAAGCGGAGUAAACUGAGGUGAAUAGCUCCCAUGACCUAAUUCAUGUAGUCGGGGUAAUGCAGUCAGCUGACGGCAGAGGAUAUAUUUAGUUGACAGCAAAAAAAUAAAAAAUUAAACAGAAGUGCACGUAAUGUCGCACAGCGUUAUGAUCAUGUGAUUGCUAAAAGUGUCAAUUUUGAAAAUCCUAAAAGGAGGUUGGAAAUUAGCCAUUGAUAGAGGGAGGGAGACGUAAUGUAGGCCUUGGUUGGCUGAUGAAAGUCUCCAGAGAGGGCAGCGUGUGUUUAAAAGACCCAAAAGGAUGAAAGACUGUCAGAUCAUUUUCGAGUGCAGGAAAAUGGGCAUCUCGCAUCAGAGCAGAAAAACCUCGCCCGCAAGCUGCAAAGCUUCGAGCCAAACGUCGCCGAGACGCCCGGCGCCCGUUCGGACUUCGCGCAUCCGAGCGCUACCGCUUCGAAAUACUCUUCCACGCAAGCUCGGCGGGCAGACGCGCAGGCUGCCUUCGCACGUGGCGCAGACGCACAGGGCGAGCGUGCAGACGCGCAGGGCGAGCGUGCAGCCGGCGGCACAUUCGGGUUGCACCUUCUCCUGCUAUCUCUGCUAUUGUUGUUACUGCUGCUGCCUCACAUUGCUCUCCUUCUCUUUCCUCCUCCUCCUGUCUCCAACUCCACCCUCUGACUCCUCGUCCACUUCCCCUACCCCCGCGCCAACAUCAACUUCCCGUGUGGAUGAACUUUCGACACCUCCUGACGUCAACUUGACUGUUUCUGCCGCGUCACCCCGCCUCACCUCUGACGAUUCUGUCGUCCUCCGCCGCACUUGCGCUCCUGAACUGCUCACCCCCACCACCUCUCCUCCUCCCUCUUCUGGCUCCUCCUUCUCUUUCCAUCGCCACAUGCUAUGUCGGCCGUGGCCAUCUUCUCGUUCUCUUUCCUCCCUGCUCCUCUGCCCUCCCAGCUUUGGGGAUCCCGUAUUGUCCUACGCGUCCACACUGGACCACAUCCCCACCCGCCCUCGGACUCUACUACGUCAACAGAGUCUCCAACAGCCCCUCAUGAACCCGCCGGGCUCCGGAUUCGACCAGCCGCCCACCACGUCCCAGAGUUUAGGGCAGUUACACACGGCACCCGGACAUCCUGCGGGAGGCGGGGCCGCUGGGAGAGGAGAAGCAGGCGGUGGCGAGGGCGGGGGCGCAGGUAAAAGAGCUGCUCCACGGGCCGCACGAGGCGGCCCCGCAGGAGCGGGCGCCUCUCGCUAUCGAGGAGGCGGCGCAGGAGGGCGCUCGCGGGCCAAUCCGGGCAGUUGGGAUUACAUGAUGGACCAGAUUCGGAAUCGCGGCCUGGACGUCAAAUCCUUCCUCGAAGGGAAGCUGGUGGUCCUGUCUUUGGCCAUCGGUGUGGCCGAGCAAGACGACUUUGCCAAUAUCCCCGACCUGCAGGAAACGCAGCAGCAGCAGCCGGUCCCAGCGCCCAGUCAGGAGCCCCCUCUCGAGAAGAGGGGCAACAAGCCAGCGAACAGUCCCAAAGGCCAACCUCCUGAUGGCGAUGGCCACUCCUCCGUGACCGACCUGGCUAACUCCCUCACUGGAGACAUGGUGAUGCUGUCUCCAGGUUCAGAAGAUGAUGACGGCGAGGGUCCAAUCAGUGAGAAGCUUGGUCGGAUCCAGUUCAGUAUAGGCUACAGCUUCCAGAACACAACCCUUACUGUCAAACUUCUCAGGGGCCAGGAGCUCCCGGCCAAGGACUUCUCUGGUACUUCAGAUCCCUUUGUCAAAAUCUACUUGCUGCCUGAUAAGAAGCACAAACUGGAGACCAAGGUCAAGAGAAAGAACCUCAACCCCCACUGGAAUGAAACCUUCCUAUUUGAAGGUUUCCCCUAUGAGAAGGUGAGAGAGCGCACACUUUACCUUCAGGUGUUGGACUACGACCGCUUCAGCAGGAAUGACCCCAUUGGAGAGGUCUCCAUCCCACUCAACAAGGUGGAAUUGGGUCAGAUCAAGACCUUCUGGAAGGAGCUCAAACCCUGCAGUGACGGCAGUGGGAGACGAGGGGACUUGCUGGUGUCUCUCUGCUAUAAUCCCACUGCCAACACCAUCACUGUGAACAUCAUCAAAGCCCGUAAUCUCAAAGCCAUGGAUAUCGGAGGCACCUCAGAUCCCUACGUGAAGGUGUGGCUGAUGCACAAAGACAGACGUGUGGAAAAGAAAAAAACAGUUACAAUGAAACGCUGUCUCAAUCCCAUCUUCAACGAGUCCUUCCCCUUCGACGUUCCCGCCCACGUGCUGCGGGAGACCACCAUCAUCAUCACUGUCAUGGACAAGGACAGACUCAGCCGCAAUGACGUUAUCGGCAAGAUCUACCUGUCGUGGAAGAGCGGUCCAGCGGAGGUGAAGCACUGGAAAGACAUGCUGGCGCGGCCGCGCACCAACGUUGCCCAGUGGCACGCUCUCAAGGCCUGAUGGCACCGCCCACUUUCCUCCAUGCCCCCCCCCCCUUCCUCUGUCCUCCCAGUCCCGUCCUUAUGCACAAGACUGACUUGCUGCCGGGCCGCGAAACACGGGUACAAUUAGCCAUCUGCUCUCUUAAACCUUUAAACUCUUUCUCUUAUUCCUCCUUUCAUACGCUUCUGUCUCCGUUUUUCUUUCCCACCACUCUGUCAAUGUUUCUGUUUUUGACUCCUUCUGCACUUCUGACCUUAGUUUCAAUCUGCGGCCCCCUUUGGUCCUGAACUGCACUGCAGCCACUGACCCGUGAAGGUGCCAGUCCCUUGGGAUCACAUAGAAUCUUAAAUAACUUCAUAUAGUGUAUAAUAAUUUCAGAACACAAUACUAUCCAGUAUGUACUGUAUGUACAUAAACAUGAAUAUAUUAAUUAGGCUUCUAGAUUGGCCGUUCCCUCUUACACAAACAUCCGUCUGUUGCUCUUUCCAUUCAUUUGUCUUCAUUGUGCUGUAUCUUCCAUUAUGUUGCUCCCUCCUUUUAUGUGCAGUUAGUGUGGUUUAAUGUUUGGCUUAAGCCGUAGAAAGCAAUCAGUCCUUGUUUUUUUGGGGUUUUUUUUUUUUAUGAAACCAGCUGAGCUCAAGAUGGUAUUGUUGAUACUCGUCUCUCUCGUCUUUUCUCUUCUAUUCUCUCAUUUCCUCUUUAUUGUUCCCUUCUUUCUUAUCCUCUGGCACAAUAUUAGUGCCCCCCACCCCGACAACCGCCACCCCCCCCUCCCCAUGUCGUCUGUGUGCUGUGGGUGCUGUGCUGUAGCUCAAAACAAAACUAGAGUUUAAAAGAUAUACUGUACAUGUACUGAACUUUUCCGAAGCUGGAAAAGCAGGAACACGACAAACUCAUGAGGCGGAUCACUCCUGAUUUUUUCAGAAAAUAAGCCCUUGACCCGGAGAGAGAAAAAAGAAGACGUGGCGGAAAACAAAACAAAACAACAACUCUAAAUCCCAGACGCUACGAUGAUGUCAUUUUUUCACAGCGAAGGAGGGAACCACUUUCAAAUGUUCUCGCGACAAAGGCAACGCAAAGGUUGUGCUGUUUUGUGUGCAUGCCUUCCAAUGUGCGCGCUCACUUCAAUUUGUGGAUUGAAUUCUUUGUGCUGCCCUGUGCUCUUGUUUUUGCCCUGUUGUGCUGAACAUCUCAAAGAAUCGCUCCAUUCUCCCAAACCUGUUUGCCUCCGUGGCGCAUCUGGUAUUAAGUGUGUGUGCGCGCGCGUGCGUGGUGGAGCAACACGAUUCAAGUCUUCUCUUUUCUCUUUCUCUCUUCUUACUGCCAUCGCUUCCCCAUCCUCUUUUACUGCCCUGCCUUCUGAACGAGGGCACGGGGGAAGUUCUAUCUGCACUUUUUCAAAACGUAAUAAUAAUAAUAAUGACAACCUUGAGGUUGAGGAUGGUUUUGAUGAUGAUUAUAGUAGCGGUGAAAAUGAAGGGAGGAAUGAGCGAAAAGGCAAGUUGGGGAGAGGUCGCCUCUGCGCUGUGACUUGAGGGCGUGGAGAUGCGGAAGAAGACACGGAGGACGGAUGAAGGGCUCUCGUUCGCCUCUUUUUGUGCCGCUUGUUAUUUUCGGCGUGUUCGCUGGCGUGCAUUUGAAUAUUUCCUCUUGGCGCUUUGCUGUGGAGAGAAAGAUCUCGUCCUUGCCUCGCUUGUCAUAAUGAGGCUCGCCGAGCCAGUAUUGUGACAUAACGUGUUAAAAGCAUGAUCAGAGCUUCGACUGGGAGAGCAACGUCGUCUGUAUGUUGUCUGCCGGUGUCGCGAUCAGUCAGGCCGGGAGUAGAUUCUGACUUUGUUGCUGACCCCCACCAAAAAAAAGUUAACAUGGAAUUUUGUUUCGCACUCCGUGGGUGUGAUUUUUGAGGAUGGACUGAUCUGUGACUGUGAGAUAGUGGAGAAGCAGAUAAUCUUUUUCCCGGGGUGCUUGAGAGCAGCGCUGUGUUUUGUCAGCCACAGUCAACUCAAAUUCGCCCACAGUAAAUAAAAUAGAUUUCCACGGACAGCAUGGAAGAACCUUUUUUUUUUUUUUUUUUUUUAAUCCAAUCUGGGAGUGUUGGUGUAUCAAAUUUACAAGAAACAUUUAACAAUUAACGUUUAACAAUUGCACUUGACAUAGGGGUUGCCAUUGAUCAUGCUGUUGUGUAUUUUUCUUUUGUUAAAAAAAAAAAUAAUUUCGUGAAAGUUCUGCUAGGCUCAAUAGCAAAAGGCUUAAAACUGCUGGGUCAAAACUAACUCAAGUUGGGUGCAAUAGGGUCUAACCCAAUCUUGGGUAAAGGUAACCCAAUUAGCUUAAAAUCCACAGUGAGUGUGUUAGGAAAACCCUCUAGCAUUUUUUAGUGUUUGUAUAACAAUUUGUUACCAGGCAGUACAAUUUGCUUGCUCCUCUGGAUUUGUUCAUUUUAUUUCUUUUAUUUAAUCUCAUUUGCUGCAUUGUCAUGUAGAGAGCAGAGAUAACCUCUGUCUUCUGUUUGGCUCUGCAUUAGAGAGACAGGCCCGAGUUAGCAAGUGUGAGUAGUUGGCCACUGAAGCGCACAAGCAACAAACUUCGCUUCAAGAUGAUGUCAUUGCCAUCAGCUAAAUCUCAAUCUUAGCCUUAUCUGCACAAGAUUAGACAUCUCCUCUGCCUCUAAGCUACUCUGGCCUGUUCGUGUGUCCAUUCCUUGGACAGAAGGGAACACAGUUUGCUGAGGCGACAUUUGCCAGGAAAAAAAAAAUGGAGUGUGCCCUCAUUAGUAAUCAUAAAGAUGCUGGAAAAGGCUAAAAUGGAGGAAGAUAAUCACCCAGCCGGUUUCCUAAGGUGAAAAUGCAGGUGAUGCACUUGCACUGCGUUUUCGUUUCAACGUGAUUACACAGUGUUCAAGGAGGGAUAAAUCGCCCCACUCGACCCAGUAAACUGGCAUUAUUCGAGUUUUGUGUUCUGCUGCUGCUGCUGCAAGUAGAAUUGGGGCAGGUAGCUUGCUAGGUGGCACAGUGCUUUUGUUUUCCUUCAUGCAAAUUUGUAAAGUCACCCUAUCACCUUGGUUUCAACGAAAAUAUCCCUUAGGCACAAUUUGUGAUAUGAUCUAUGUUUUUUUGUUUUUGUUUCCAUGAUUACAUCUAAUGCAAACCAAAUGAAUAGUCAUACUCAAGGUUGCGAAGUGAAUAAACAUUAGGAUGCACUUUUUAUGAUUAUUCCAAAAGUUGCAUAACAAACAACCUCUCUUUGCCAGCUGCUCUAAAAGCAGCACAAUUAGAACGAAGGCCAUUUGAAACAAUAUAAAAGAGAAAGCAAUUUGCCAACCUAACUUUUUAUGGAAUUAGCACUUGUCGCCGUGACAGUUGUGACCAGACCAGAGUUAAUUUUCAGGUUUUAGAAAGUUUUACGUCUGACUAGCCAAAACCAGUCGCCACCACUGUUGGAAAAAUGCUGCUGGUGUGAUGUCAUCAGGGAAGGCGUGCAUGCAUAGAUUGGAACAGCUGAAUCAGCAAAUUGUCGUUUUGGGUCGUGUGUGAGUCGCAACCUUACGCAGGCAGACUCGACCUCCAGCCCCAAACUCGCCUUUGGACUCGUUUGAAGCAUUUGUUAAAAACCAGUGUGACUUCUCCCAAUCAGAGUUGAAGCAAGCGUUAUUUGAAUUGUAACAAUAACGAGAGUCAAUAUAUAUUUUUCUUUUUGUUCACAUUUGAUUGUCGGUCAGUAUGUGUGUGUGUGUGUGUGUGUGCUAUGGUGUUCUUGUGUUGGGUUUCUUUCUUUCCAAACGUGAUAUGGAAAUGCUUCUGUUUUUGACAACUUUAUGUAAAUAUCCUUGGUGGAAAUGAACAUUUGUUGUUCAACGAGUUUUCCUUUGUCACUUGAAAUGAUGAAGAAAACACGUUCGUGAUAACAGUGGUGAUGUUGACCAUGCCGAUUCUAACAGCCCUUCUUGAAUAAGGGCUUUUGAUGUCCGCUGUAUUUUUGUGGGAGGGGGUCCCUGCACUUGGAGGAGGAAAAGGGGAAGGAGUGCUAGCCGAUGCAUCCCGGGCCCACUGUAGCAACACUGCCACGUAGCUUUGCUCCUGGAAAUUGAAUGUGGGAGGAGCCUGAGCCACUAAUGCACUCAUAUGUGUUUUUAUGCCAAGCAUCAAAAGGCCGUCGCUCUGCCCCGCCCGCGCCCGUUCGUCUCAUCCUGUCUUCUUAUAGGCUUUGGGAUUGACUCUAAUGCCAUUGUGUUGGACAGGAUUGACCAUGCUCACACGCUGAUGAUGCCAGAGCAAAUUUGGAGGCGGGCAUUAUCCAGCUAGAGGCCGGAAGUGGAUAAGCACCCAGCAACCCUGAGGAAUAUUUGCGUGUAUUUGUCUCAUUUAGCACCACAAAAGCGUCUUGCUAGCUUCCGCGGGGAAAUUUAGCGAGACAAAUUAUUGGAUUAGAGGUACCUGCAAACUAUCAACACAUGUUGGAGAAUUGACCAACAAUAACUUUUUUUUUUUUUUAAUCAUCAGAUUUUGACCAGAAUUGAUUGACAAAGCCACAUGCCAAAAUUGAAAACGCACAAUCUGGCUCCCAUUAUUUCCAUCCAUGUCCACUGUAAUGACGACUAUGGUUUCCCAUUUCAUAUUUCAGACCGGCCCCAACCACAAAAGUGCUACAGUUACUCCAGCAGCCGGCAAAAAGGACUGUCAAUGGGCUCUGGCCUCCAUUUGUAAUGUCAUCCCAUCGCAGGGGGGCGGGGCGGGGCGAGGGCAGACAACGCGCAUUUAUCGAUGCUCUAAAAAUAAUCUUUGACUCCACAUCCAUUUGCUCUCUCUUGCCGGUUGAAGUAAUAAUAAUUAUAAAAUAAUAAUGCAGCUUGGAUCCACUGCCAUCAUGUGUAGGAAAUCGAAGGGGUGGGGGGUCAUCACAGUUCUUUUGGGAUGCUGCGACUAGCACUUGCGUUUCUUCACCUCCUCUCGGGACUUGCCGUGGCUCACCUCCUCAACAAAGAGUGCUCAAGCUUAAAUACACACAAUUGUGAUGUGUACAAUCUAAUUCCAUGUAUUGAUUUCUUUCUGUAUUUUUGCCAACUUUGUAAAGUGUAUAAAUAUCUAUAAAUAUAUGAACAAGACAGUACUGUAUAGAUUUUA
Molecule: messenger RNA, 7592 nt
Organism: Syngnathus acus (greater pipefish)
Lineage: Eukaryota; Metazoa; Chordata; Actinopteri; Syngnathiformes; Syngnathidae
Gene: syt7a
Product: synaptotagmin VIIa
Exons: 8
Coding region: 334-2490 (718 amino acids)
Biological process (GO): cellular response to calcium ion; calcium-ion regulated exocytosis; vesicle fusion
Cellular component (GO): synapse; synaptic vesicle; axon
Molecular function (GO): SNARE binding; clathrin binding; calcium-dependent phospholipid binding
Source: RefSeq, a predicted model, not a curated record